CGGCUACACGGGACCGGAGUUUAGCAUGGCCUCGCCGAGGCCCAGAUGGACAUAGAGUUUUUUUGUUCGCGAGUGGCGUUUUGAUUAGAUAUUGGUGGCUUUUUUUUAAGACCGUUCGGUGUAAUGAGUGCGGCGUUCCGUAACUGCAAACGGUGGUAUGUCUCAUGACGAUGCAUUUCGGUGCUGGAUAGCCGGGAGUCUAGGGUAGCUUUUUGACGACUACAAGGGAAUUUGUACAAUGACCAUGCUGUCUCAUAAAGAGCCACGAGAACUUAACUGUGCUGUAAGACUGCUAUGCGAAAAAUUUCAGAUGAUUUCGAAUUUUCAGUGCCAGCGUCUGAUGCGGCUUAGAGGCAGUCCGCGUGUUAAUCGAAGCAAACCGAAGUGCCACCAGAUCCAUGCCCCCCGCAAUAUCUCACCCGUCCUCCAAAUCAACUCUCAUGCAAGCAAGUCCACCCCGCGCCAACCAAAAGCUUCAUUCCAAGCCCAUCAUGAAACCGGCCCGCCUCGACCAGCACGCCAUUGUCGCCGCCCUCAAGGGCCAGACACUCCGGGUACCGGAUCUCACGGCCUUUCUCCGCGCCUGGCCGCCGGCCGUGCUCCACCCGCGGCAUGCGGAGGUGGCGCCCGUGGUGAUCGCCCUCAUCGAGCGCAUUGCCGUCUCACACCCGCCGCUUGCACGACGCAAGGGUGAUGAUAUUGCAGGUCUAAUUUCGCUAUGUUAUCCACAAGCCGCUGAAGGGGGCCUUGAAACCCUUGUGAUGUUUGGGGUGUGGUUGGUUUGUUGGGACGACACCGUGGAUGCGGGCGAGGGCGACUUGGCUGGGGAUUUCGACGGCGCGGAUCGGUGGAGGAGCCAGACGUUGGAGAUGAUCCGCGGGGCCCUGGGGAUCGACGGGACGGAUGCGGAGAAGCAUCCUGAUACCAUCAAUGCCGCGUUCCAGACUGUUGGAGAAUGUCUCAGCGGGACCACUCCGAUAGACCAGCGCCGUCGUCUCUACGAGGAACUCUGGUACUUCAUCACCAGCUGUGCCGUGGAGCAACAGCUCCGGCUGGAGCAGCGCAUCCCAGACUACGACUCCUACAUGGGCUUCCGGCUCGGCACCAUCGGCGGCUCGACGCUUUGCGCCCUCGUCGAGUUCGCUAACCGGGAGCCGCUACCGAGCGCAGUUGUGGCGGCGCCACAGGUCCGCGAGCUGUGGACGCAGGUCAGCACCAUGCUCACCUUUAUCAACGACCUGCUGUCGCUGAAGAAGGAGCUGGGAACGGACUGCGUUAUAAAUGCCGUGACCUCGUUGUUGUCGCCGGAGAAGGGCCUCGAUGAAGUGGUUGGCGAGCUGGAGCACAAGCUUCGGCAGGCCGUUGACGACUUCGACAGGGUGGCGGGAGAGUUGUUUGUGCUGGUGGAUGGGGACGAGGAGCAGAGCGGCGUGGUGACUAGGUAUAUCAACGGGUGCCGCUCCAUUGUUACCGGGACGCUCGAGUUCACGUAGGUCAAGUAGAUUGACCGGACAAGGUGUUGCGGUGUGCUGACCGCGAGCAGGCUGCGAUCUCCCAGAUAUAACAUCACGAAGCUCCUCAGAGAUGACGGGUC
Molecule: messenger RNA, 1594 nt
Organism: Ilyonectria robusta
Lineage: Eukaryota; Fungi; Ascomycota; Sordariomycetes; Hypocreales; Nectriaceae
Product: isoprenoid synthase domain-containing protein
Exons: 1
Coding region: 399-1493 (364 amino acids)
Source: RefSeq, a predicted model, not a curated record